AUGAAAACGCACCAUAUUAUUUGUUUCGUUUCAAUUUUUAUAUUAUCGGAAGCCAAAAGCACACGAGAUUCGGAAUCCAAACAAGACUCGGUAGCAUGCGGCGAAUUACGCGAGGAAUACAUUCGAGUAUGCACUGGACAUGGAAAAGGAGUCAGAGCUAAAAAAGACGAAGAAUUCUGCAAUGCUUUUGAGAAUAUUUGCUUCUCAAUUUCCGAAAAAGAGCCAGAUCGAGCAGAAGAACCAAUCAAACAAGCGGAGAAUGUCGAAGUCACUAGUGCGGCGCCAGUGAAAAAGCAAAAUUUUGCGCGAUUCUGUAAAGAAUUCAAAAAUCGCUAUUUGUAUGUUUGUCCAGAUCCAUUCCGUUUCGGUCAGAAGGCGAUUGUGUUCUGCCCAGUGUACUCUGAGAAAUGUCAGGUGCCUCUACCGGAUAAACCAGUGGUUCCGAAGCGAAGAUCAUCAAAGAAAAACUCAGGUGGAAGCAUCGAAGCACUUUGUCGAAGUUAUAGAGGAUUCGCAGCAAACUACUGCAACAAUCCAUUCCUGACCGCGCAAGCUCAAUAUCGUGCUGCUUGCGAUAAAUAUUGGCGAUUCUGCGGCAGUUCCCAUCGCGGCUAA
Molecule: messenger RNA, 615 nt
Organism: Caenorhabditis bovis
Lineage: Eukaryota; Metazoa; Nematoda; Chromadorea; Rhabditida; Rhabditidae
Source: the annotation of a GenBank genome assembly